Closterium sp. Yama58-4 is the source of this 377-nucleotide messenger RNA. The record is from the annotation of a GenBank genome assembly. Lineage: Eukaryota; Viridiplantae; Streptophyta; Zygnematophyceae; Desmidiales; Closteriaceae.
AUGGUACCACCUGGCAGAACCUGUUACAGCGUCAUGAUAGCCAUUCACGUGCUGCAUGCUCACGUGCGGCAUGCUCACGUGCUGCAUGCUCACGUGCGGCAUGCUCACGUGCUGCAUGCUCACGUGCUGCAUGCUCACGUGCUGCAUGCUCACGUGCUGCAUGCUCACGUGCUGCCUGCUCACGUGCUGCAUGCUCACGUGCUGCCUGCUCACGUGCUGCAUGCUCACGUGCUGCAUGCUCACGUGCUGCAUGCUCACGUGCUGCAUGCUCACGUGCUGCAUGCUCACGUGCUGCAUGCUCACGUGCUGCAUGCUCACGUGCUGCCUGCUCACCACUUCUCCAAUGACUCGUACAUCAAGGCCGCUCAAAGCCGCUU